GCGCAUCACUCCUAGCAACAGGCCGCCAUACUUGCUGCAAAUAAUUCAAAAGUCAGAAUAUUUAGCAAAAUUGAUGUUUAUGUUGUUAACGCGUUUCCUAAAAUAAGACACAACCAUGCCACCCAAAGGUGGAAAAGGGCUGAAGGCCACUGCUGCUGCGGGAAAAGCAAAGUCUAUGCGACCAAUAAAGGAUGAUGAUGAUGUCACAGAAAUGGGGGAAGGUGGAGAUGAGUGGAUGCAACAGAAAACCCUUGUUAAACCAGAUGACCAGUUGGACCUAAAUGAAACUGAACUGAAAGAAGAAUUUACAAGAAUUUUGACUGCAAACAAUCCACAUGCACCAUCUAAUAUCGUGCGCUACAAUUUUAAGGAGAAUGCAUACAAACAAACAGCCCAUGUUGACCAACUUGCUAUCCAUUUUCUCUUGGAUGGCAAUAUGUUGCAUAGGGACUCAGAUGAAGCCAAGCGUCAAAUGCAAAGGGAAGGCCUGGCAGAAGCAGAAACACAUAGAUAUGGAGCUCCCAGUGAUCAUGCAGCUGCAACUGAGGGUGCAACAGAGGAGAAAGCUGAGACUGCAGAUGCGGCGGAUGGUGAAAAACCAGCUGAAGAGACCAAAGAAGAGGGUACAGGUGAAGAUGGCGCUACUACUCCAGCACCACCUGAGGGCGCAAAGAAAUUGACCAAUCAGUUUAACUACAGCGAGAGAGCAUCACAGACUUAUAACAAUCCAUUCAGGGAGCGCGGCACUGUGACAGAACCCCCACCCAGGGCCACAUUCUGCGCCAAUGUCACCCAAUGGGAGAUAUUUGACGCUUACCAAGAAGACCAAGACAAGCAGGAGAAGAACAAGGAGAAGAAGGUAGUGCCAGGGAGACAGCAAGAGGAGAAGGCCAGGAAGAAGCUGACCGUCAUGGAUGCUCAGGGAGAUGAUAUAUCAAGGGUGUCCAGAGCAUCUAAGAUCAUUGAAAGAAUGGUCAACCAGAACUCAUAUGAUGAUGUUUCACAGGAUUUCAAGUAUUGGGAGGAUGUCUCCGAUGACUUCAGGGACCAAGAGGGAACAUUGCUGCCUCUCUGGAAGUUUUCAUUUGAUCGUGCAAAAAAGUUGGCAGUUACGUCGCUUUGUUGGAAUCCAAAGUACAAGGACUUCUUUGCUGUGGGUCAUGGGUCAUAUGACUUCAUGAAGCAAACAAGAGGUAUGAUCCUGUUUUACUCAUUAAAAAAUCCAUCCUACCCAGAGAAAAUCUACUCAACUGAGAGUGGUGUUAUGUCGCUGGAUAUUCACCCAGAGCACCCGUACCUCCUAGCUGUAGGCUUCUAUGAUGGGAGCGUCGGUGUGUAUAAUGUCACAGAGAGUAGAACGACCCCAAUGUACCUAAGCACAGCCAAGAAUGGCAAACACACAGAUCCUGUUUGGCAGGUUCGCUGGCAAAAGGAUGACUUAGACAAUAACCUGAAUUUCUUCUCUGUGUCGUCAGAUGGCCGUGUUGUGUCUUGGACUUUGGUCAAAAAUGAGUUACAUUAUAAUGAUGUCAUAAAGCUUGCACUCCCAGAAUCCCCAUCUGAUGGCCCAGAUGGCACUAAACUAUUUACCCUAGGUUGUGGAACAUCAUUUGACUUCCACAGACAGACAGACUAUUUAUUCCUGGUGGGGACGGAGGAAGGAAAAAUCCAUAAAUGUUCGAAAGCAUAUUCCAGUCAGUUCCUUGAUACGAUACAAGCUCAUCAUAUGGCAGUUUAUAAAGUUGUAUGGAACCACUUCCAUCCUAAUAUCUUCAUCACAUGCAGUGCGGAUUGGUCCGUAAAAAUAUGGGACCACAAACAAACUAAAGACCCAAUGUUUACCUUUGACCUGAAUAGCUCGGUAGGAGACGUAGCCUGGGCACCUUAUGCAUCAACAAUAUUUGCAGCUGUAACUGCAGAUGGAAAGGUGCAUGUCUAUGAUCUGAGCAUAAACAAAUACGAGGCCAUUUGUGAGCAAACUGUUGUACAGAAAAAGAAAACCAAACUAACCCACGUGUCAUUUAACCCCAUACAUCCCAUACUCAUAGUUGGAGAUGAUAGGGGAUAUGUCACAAGUUUAAAGCUGUCACCUAAUCUCAGAAAGAUGCCAAAGGUUAAGAAGGGCGAGGCACCACCAGACAGGACGGAACAGGAAAUAGCAAAAAUGGACAAACUUUUGGCUCUCGUGAGAGAACCAGAUAGAGUGGCUAAUAAAUCAUAAUAUAAUAGAUAAUGGAGAGGAACAUUCUAGAACAAUUUAAGAACUUUCAAUGCAAGAACAGGAAAUUGUUCAACUUUUCGGACCUAUAAUUAGUAUUAUCAAAUGUGAUAUUAAACUGAUAUUGUUCACUGUAUGCAGUUCUGUAUUUGAACUCCAAACUUGAACAAGAGAGGGAGCGGGUUGGAAUUUCAUUUCUUAAAGUCUAGCUACAAGCCCUUGAGACCCUCCCCACUACUCAUUCCAACAAGUGUGAGA
Molecule: messenger RNA, 2476 nt
Organism: Owenia fusiformis
Lineage: Eukaryota; Metazoa; Annelida; Polychaeta; Sabellida; Oweniidae
Source: the annotation of a GenBank genome assembly